Molecule: messenger RNA, 1814 nt
Organism: Harpegnathos saltator (Jerdon's jumping ant)
Lineage: Eukaryota; Metazoa; Arthropoda; Insecta; Hymenoptera; Formicidae
Product: ornithine decarboxylase 2
Exons: 8
Coding region: 385-1602 (405 amino acids)
Cellular component (GO): cytoplasm
Molecular function (GO): ornithine decarboxylase activity
Source: RefSeq, a predicted model, not a curated record
AAUUCUAUUUCACGGUAGGUGUCAACAGAAAUGCUAAUCUUGACGACAAUGAGCUGAGAUAAAACGCGAAUACUUGUUUCGGAGUGGGGAACGUGAAACAGAAGAAUAUAUAAGAGGCUUCCGUUCGCGUAAAGUGGAACACUUUUCCGUUAGAUUUGUUUGUAUAAAUGAUGGUGCAUCGUUGAAAAUAUUUCCACAGCAGUAGAAUUUACAGAUUCGGCUGGUCCAGGCGACGUGCGAUAAAGGCCACAUCCGCCCGUCCGCUCGUCCGUUCGUCUGUUCGUCUAUCCGACAUCCAUUCAUUCGUUCAUUUGUUCGUUCGUUUUUGUUCUCUCCUUUUCGUUUUUUCGAGGAUUUCGCUGAGUUGCGCACGAACGGCACGACAUGGCGCGGUUUAACAUGAAUGAAAUAAGGGUUUUCGACGACUCGGUGGACGAUAUGGACAUAAUACAAAACAUAACCAGCACAGAGCAUCGAGAAAAGGCCUUUUACAUCGCGGACAUCGGUAAAGUGAUCGCGAAACACGACGAAUGGAUCGCAAAGAUGCCCAGAGUCGUCCCACACUUCGCGAUUAAAAGCAAUUCGGAUCCGACGGUGAUAAAAGUUCUGGCGGCUCUGGAUGCUUGCUUCGACUGCGCAUCCAAGCAAGAGAUAAAACAGGUGAUGCAACAUGGGGUGCACGGCGAUCGCAUUAUUUUCGCACACCCGGCGAAAUAUCCAUCUCAUAUAAUCUACGCGAAGAAAGUGGACGUCAAGCAGAUGACGGUGGACAGCGAAUACGAACUGUUCAAGAUCAAGGAUUUCUUUCCUGAAGCUAAAAUCGUCAUACGUAUACGCUGCGACUCGAAAAACACGCCGGUGGUGUUGGGCAUGAAAUUCGGCUGCGAGUCGCACGAGGAAGCUGUGCGCUUGAUACAGCUUACGAAGGACCUCGGUCUGAAUUUACACGGCUUCAGCUUCCACGUUGGCAGCCCGUGCUGCGAGCCGGAGGCUUACAGCCGAGGGAUCACGAUGUGCAAACAGUUAAUCAUUGUCUCCAAAAGCAUCGGUUGCGACGAUGUGCAGCUGAUCGACAUCGGCGGCGGCUUCCCGGGCGAGAGCGGAACGAACAUCGACGAGAUUGCGAGUGUUGUGAACAAGGCGAUACAAGAUGUCGAUCCAUCCAUUAGAGUGAUCAGUGAGCCGGGAACUUACUACGUAGCUUCGAGCUUCACUCUGGCCUCGUAUCUGCACUCGAAGCGAAUGAUCCUGAAGGACGGUGAAACGAUGAGAAUGUACUAUAUAAACUGCGGGGUGUUCAAUGGCUUCACAGAGGAGCUGUUGGACUUGCAGGCGAGAGUCCCACAAUUGCUAUCCGAGCCAGUGAGCAGCGAGAAGUUCAGCUCGUGCGUGUGGGGUUCAACUCUCCACUCGUACGAUUUAAUUGUGAAGGAUAUGUUGCUGCCCGAACUUAACAUCGGCGAUUGGUUGAUCUGGAAGGACAUGGGCGCUUACGCUAUAUCUCUCUCCACUACGUUCAACGGAUUUGAGAUUCCGGUUGUGAUUCCGAUCGUGAGGAAGAGUCAAUGGGAGGAUUUUAGGGCGCGAAUUAAUCUCGUGUGAGGGUCUCUUCUGCUUGACGCGGAUCCGAUGAGCUGCACGACUCAAUUGGAAAGCGGAACGACAAUUUUCAACGAAGUUGACAUGCAAGUUUUUCUCGAAGGAAAAGAGAAAGCAAAAUUAAGGCAGAAUCUUUUAUAAAUUUGUGUAAAUUCGAUUCUCUGUCGUUGAUGUGAAUAAAUCGGAGCAUAUAAAUAGCGCAUUCGCUAUUUGCA